Molecule: messenger RNA, 1847 nt
Organism: Nycticebus coucang (slow loris)
Lineage: Eukaryota; Metazoa; Chordata; Mammalia; Primates; Lorisidae
Gene: CXADR
Product: CXADR Ig-like cell adhesion molecule
Exons: 9
Coding region: 240-1397 (385 amino acids)
Biological process (GO): homotypic cell-cell adhesion
Cellular component (GO): basolateral plasma membrane; intercalated disc; bicellular tight junction
Molecular function (GO): cell adhesion molecule binding
Source: RefSeq, a predicted model, not a curated record
GCGCCCGGUCGCCAUGGUAACUCCACGCGGCUGCGGGAGUCGCCUUUCCCCGCUGGGCCCGGGCCACUGCCGGAAGUGACGCGAGUUCACCUGCCGAGCGGGGGCGGGGGUGCCGAGGUGCCGCGGUCGCAGCCGCAGCAGUCGCCGCGAUCCGGUCGGGAGGACACCAGGCGCGGGAGCCGGGGACCCGGAGCGAGAGCCGCCCACCUGCAGCUGCCGCCCACGGCACAGCAGCCACCAUGGCGCUUCUGCUGCGCAUCGCGCUCUUGUGGGGCGUCGCGGAUUUCGCCAGAAGUUUGAGCAUCACUACUCCUGAACAGAUGAUUGAAAAAGCCAAAGGGGAAACAGCCUAUCUGCCAUGCAAAUUUACACUUAGUCCUGAAGACCACGGACCGCUGGACAUCGAGUGGCUGAUAUCACCAGCCGAUAAUCAGAAGGUGGAUCAAGUGAUUAUUUUAUAUUCUGGAGAUAAAAUUUAUGAAAACUACUAUCAAGAUCUGAAAGGACGAGUACAUUUUACAAGUAAUGAUGUUAAAUCUGGUGAUGCAUCAAUCAAUGUAACGAAUUUACAGUUAUCGGAUAUUGGUACCUAUCAGUGCAAAGUGAAAAAAGCUCCGGGUGUUGCAAAUAAGAAGAUUCAGCUGACAGUUCUUGUUAAACCUUCAGGUACAAGAUGUUACAUUGAUGGAUCAGAAGAAAUUGGAAAUGACUUUAAACUAAAAUGUGAACCAAAAGAGGGUUCACUUCCAUUACGAUAUGAAUGGCAAAAAUUGUCUGACUCACAGAAAUUGCCUGCCUCAUGGUUACCAGAAAUGACUUCAUCUGUUAUAUCUGUAAAAAAUGCCUCUUCUGAGUACUCUGGGACGUACAGCUGUACAGUCAGAAACAGAGUGGGCUCUGACCAGUGCCUGCUGCGCCUGGACGUCGUUCCUCCUUCAAAUAGAGCUGCAACAAUUGCGGGAGCUAUUAUAGGAAUUUUGUUGGCUCUAGUGUGCAUUAGUUUAAUCGUCUUUUGCUGCCGUAAGAAGCGCAGAGAAGAAAAAUAUGAAAAGGAAGUUCAUCAUGAUAUCAGGGAAGAUGUGCCUCCUCCGAAGAGCCGUACAUCCACUGCCAGAAGCUACCUAGGCAGCAAUCAUUCAUCCCUGGGAUCCAUCUCUCCUUCCAACAUGGAAGGAUAUGCUAAGGCUCAGUAUAACCAAGUGCCAAGUGAAGACUUUGAACGUGCUCCUCAGAGUCCGACUCUCCCACCUGCUAAGACACAGCCUCAAGCUGUCACCCUGGGUAGAGUGCCGUUGCAUCACAGCUCACAGCAACCUCCAAUUCCUGGGCUUAAGCAAUUCUUUUGCCUCAGCCUCCCAAGUAGCUGGACUACAGUUCAAGUACGCUUACAAGACUGAUGGGAUUACAGUGGUUUAAAUACGAAGGACUACUGAAGAAUCUCAAGUACUGUAUUUGGCUUUACUUUAGACUUCUAGUAAAGACUUAAAUGGUUUUUCAAAAAAGAACAAAGUUUGAAGCGACUAUAAGGACAUUUUUCUGUUUUAUGCAAUGGCAUUAGGCAUGUAAGUCAGAUGUCUUAAGACUCAAAAUUAGUAUAGGACAAAUUCCUGUUUCAAAAAACCUAUGGAUAGUGACUUUGAUAAUUAAAGGUUAUUUUAUUAUAUUUGUAUUUUCGAUUAGCUAGCAUUAGCAAAUUUUUAACAUUUUAUAUGCAUAUUUUGGUAUGUGGUCUUUGGGGAAAAGUAUGGUUAAUAAAAAGCUCAUUUUGGGGGGGUGGCACCUGUUGCUCAACGGGGUAGGGCACAGGCCCCAUAUGCCGGAGAUGGAGGGUUCAAACCCAGCCCAAG